Molecule: messenger RNA, 1797 nt
Organism: Capsicum annuum
Lineage: Eukaryota; Viridiplantae; Streptophyta; Magnoliopsida; Solanales; Solanaceae
Product: premnaspirodiene oxygenase-like
Exons: 2
Coding region: 90-1601 (503 amino acids)
Molecular function (GO): heme binding; iron ion binding; oxidoreductase activity, acting on paired donors, with incorporation or reduction of molecular oxygen
Source: RefSeq, a predicted model, not a curated record
AAGUAGUAUAUAUACUACUAGCCUUCCUCUUCAAACACACAUAAUAUAGUAUAAUAUAUGAUCAUUUCCAUUUUGAGAUACAUAUAUAUAUGGAGACACAACACUUACUUUUCAUCUUCUUUUCACUCUUGUUAUUCCUUUCCCUCAUCCUUCAUACAUGGAAGAAAUCGAAAACCUCUAACAAAAGAUUGCCUCCAGGGCCAUGGAGGCUACCUUUUAUUGGAAACUUACACCAAUUAAUGAAUGGCAGGUUGCCACAUCGUAUUUUCAAAAAUCUAUCGCAAAGGUAUGGACCGAUCUUUCAUUUACGUCUAGGAGAAGUAUCACUCGUAGUGGUAUCUUCGCGCGAUAUAGCAAAAGAGAUAAUGAAAAUUCAAGACCUUCAUUUUGCUACAAGGCCUCCAUCAAUGGCAGGAGAAGUUAUCAUGUACAAUCACUCGGACAUUGGAGCAUGUCCGUAUGGUGAUUACUGGAGAAACAUGCGUAAAGUUUGUAUUGUGGAGCUUCUUAGUGCAAAGAUGGUCAAAUCAUUUAACUCAAUUCGACAAGCAGAGAUGUCAAGUCUCAUUUCAUCGAUCAAUUCCAUGCCAGAUUCAAUAAUCAACUUAACAGACAAAAUUUUUUGGUUUACAAGUUGUGUAACUUGUAGGUCAGCUUUUGGAAAAGUAAUCCAUGGUCAAGAUAAGUUGAUCAUGUUGGUGAAGGAUAUCGCGUUAUUAGCUGGAUAUGACUUGACUAGUUUAUUUCCUUCCCAAAAAUGGCUUCACGAUAUUUGUGGAUUGAAGUCAAAAAUAUUGAAGAUUCACAGAGAAGCCGAUGUAAUUUUAGAGAGUAUCAUUAAUGAACAUAAGGAAAAUCGAGCAAAUGUUAACAAGGGCAACAGCGAUUCUGGAGGUGAAGAUCUAAUUGAUGUUCUACUACGAGUCAUGGAGAGUGAUGAACUGGGAACUCCCAUCACAAAUAACAAUAUCAAAGCUGUUGUUUUUGACAUGUUCUUAGCAGGAGCUGAAACAUCAUCUGCAACAAUUAUUUGGGUAUUGGCAGAAUUGAUGAAGAAUCCAAGUAUCAUGGCUAAAGCACAACAUGAAGUUAGAGAAGUCUUUAAGGGAAAGAAAGUAAUUGAUGAUAUUGAUCUAGAAAAGUUGAAGUAUCUAAAAUUAGUGAUCAAAGAAACACUAAGGCUACACCCUCCAUUUCCUUUAUUACUCCCAAGGGAAUGCAGGGAAGAAACAAGAAUUGGAAAAUACACAAUACCUAUCAAAACAAAAGUCGUGGUGAAUGCAUGGGCAAUCGGGAGAGAUCCUAAAUACUGGCAUGAUUCGGAAAGCUUUAUCCCGGAGAGAUUUGAGAAUAGUUCUAUUGAUUUCCGAGGGAAUCAUUUUGAAUUCAUUCCCUUUGGCGCGGGAAGAAGAAUGUGUCCAGGAUUGUUAUUUGGGUUAGUGAACGUACAACAUCCUUUAGCUCAGUUGAUUUAUCACUUCGAUUGGAAGACUCCUUAUGAAGCCAAUUCAGAGAAUUUUGAUAUGACUGAAACAUAUGGAAUCACUGCUAGAAGAAAACAUGAUCUUUCUUUAAUUGCUACUCCUUUUGAUAUCUCUUAAUAGUUGAAUUUAAAUAGACUUAAAAGAACUUUGCUCCUUUUAAGUAGCUGCACUAGUUGCAACUUGCUUAUCAGUCACUGAUAAAUAAGGUAAUUCAUUUAUAAUAAUGUCUUAAAUUAGCAAUAUAAUACUAAAGCUUUUCCAAUUAUGCAUGAUGUUUUCAUAUUGAGCUCAUAAAAUUUGAUGAUUUUUGUCC